This is a messenger RNA of Oncorhynchus gorbuscha (pink salmon), 5680 nucleotides long. Its product is annotated as ubiquitin carboxyl-terminal hydrolase 20-like. Bases 162 to 2966 code for a protein of 934 amino acids. Gene Ontology annotation, biological process: protein deubiquitination. Lineage: Eukaryota; Metazoa; Chordata; Actinopteri; Salmoniformes; Salmonidae. The record is from RefSeq and is a predicted model, not a curated record. Gene Ontology annotation, molecular function: cysteine-type deubiquitinase activity; zinc ion binding. The transcript is spliced from 26 exons.
CAACACUGACGUAAAACCAAUCUGUACGACGGCAGCACCAGCAGCUAACAGUAGUACAAUCACUAGUUAGACGUUAACUUACUGUUUGGCUAUCUUUAACGGAAGUUUUCCCGUAAAUGAACUGUUCUGACAUCGCCUGGUGUUGAAGAAGUUUAAUAGACAUGAGUGACCAGGGGGACAUUUGUCCCCACCUGAAUUCCAUAGGGGAGGUAACCAAGGAGGAGCUUCUGCAGAAAUCCAAGGGAUCCUGCCAGUCAUGUGGAGUGGGAGGUCCCAACCUCUGGGCCUGUCUGCAGAGCGAGUGUCAAUAUGUUGGCUGUGGAGAAACCUUUUCAGACCACAGCACACUACAUGCACAGGCAAAUAAACACAACCUGACGGUGAACCUGACCACUUUCAGGAUCUGGUGCUAUGUGUGUGAGAGGGAGGUGUUUCUGGAGCAGAGGCCUGCAGUUGUACCUGCUAUGUCUGCCACACACACUCCCCACCACUGUAAAGCUAAGGAACACCAGGAUGCAGUUCAUCAACCAGUGAGUCACCACCACCCGUUGAAAGCAGUCCCUAUCGCGGUAGCCGAAGAAGAGUGGUCAGAGUCAGAGGAGGAUGUGCUCAAACCCAGAGGUUUGACCGGGAUGAAGAAUAUUGGUAACUCCUGCUACAUGAACGCAGCGCUUCAAGCCCUGUCCAACUGUCCUCCUCUCACUCAGUUCUUCCUGGACUGCAGUGGACUGGUGCGGACUGACAAAAAGCCCGCACUGUGCAAAAGCUACCAGAAACUCAUCUCUGAGCUCUGGCACAAGAAACGGCCCAGUUACGUAGUCCCCACCAGUCUGUCCCAGGGCAUCAAGCUGAUCAACCCCAUGUUCCGUGGCUACGCCCAGCAGGACACCCAGGAGUUCCUGCGCUGUCUGAUGGACCAACUCCACGAGGAGCUCAAAGAGCCACAGGUAGAGUGUGGCGGGGGAGGGGAGGGGGAUGAGAGGAGGGAUGGGGGCGACCGCUCCCCCUCUGAGGACGAGUUCCUCUCCUGCGACUCAGGUGCCAGCAGCGACCGGGGGGAGGGAGGGGGACUGGGGGAGCCCGAGCUGCUCAUUCAGGACGAGUGCACGGGCAUAGGGGCUGGCACAGGGGGGCCCAUCUCAGAGAAAGAGAGGCUGAAGGAGAAAAGGGUUUUGGGCUCGCCCCUCCACAGGGGCUCCCAGGAGAUGGACGAGGACGCUGAUGUGGAUACGACAGUGGCCGAAGAGGGUGGUCUGGAGAGGGGAGCGGAGGAGGAGGAGGGGACCCCCCCUAGCCCUAGGCCACAGGGUCCGAGUCAGACACAGGGGCAAACGCAGAGCAACAGCACUCCAGAGCCAGACAAUGAGGCAACGAUGCAGAAGCGCCCCCAGUCUCGCCCCUGCAGCCCCGUCUGUACUGUCCAGGAACUGCACCCUAAACUCUCCCCCAGCCCCACUCGCUCCAGCCCCUUCCGCUCUGCAGGGCCCGAAUACUCUUUUAAGAAAGCCCAGCUGUUCCUGGGUGCCAAGAAGCAGAAGCAGUCUCACUACCGCAGCGUCAUCUCAGACAUCUUCGACGGCUCCAUCCUCAGCCUGGUCCAGUGUCUGACCUGUGACAGGGUGUCGACCACAGUGGAGACCUUCCAGGACCUAUCCCUGCCCAUCCCAGGUAAGGAGGACCUGGCCAAGCUACACUCCUCCAUCCACCAGAACCUCCCAGCCAAGACCGGGGUAUCUCUGGACGUCUACGGCUCCCAGGGCUGGAUCACCUACAUCAUGGACUCCAUACGCAGGUUUGUGGUGUCCUGUAUCCCCAGCUGGUUUUGGGGUCCUAUGGUCACACUGGAGGAUUGCCUCGCCGCCUUCUUCGCCGCCGAUGAGCUCAAAGGGGACAACAUGUACAGCUGUGAAAGGUGUAAAAAAUUGAGAAAUGGUGUAAAAUAUUGCAAAGUACUUCGGCUACCUGAGAUCCUGUGCAUCCACCUGAAACGUUUUCGCCACGAGGUGAUGUACUCCUUCAAGAUCAACAGCCACGUGGCCUUCCCAUUGGAGGGCCUCGAACUCCGACCUUUCCUGGCCAAGGACAGCCCUUCUCAGAUCACUACCUAUGACCUGCUGUCCGUUAUCUGUCACCAUGGCACCGCAGGCAGUGGUCACUACAUAGCGUACUGUCAGAACGUGAUUAACGGUCAAUGGUACGAGUUUGAUGACCAGUAUGUAACGGAGGUCCAUGAGACUGUGGUGCAGAAUGCUGAGGCCUAUGUGCUCUUCUACAGGAAGAGCAGUGAGGAGUCGGUGAGGGAGAGGCAGAAGGUGGUGGAUUUAGCUAGCAUGAAGGAGCCAAGCCUGCUGCAGUUCUACAUCUCCAGAGAGUGGCUGAACAAGUUCAACACUUUCACUGAGCCAGGGCCCAUCAGCAACCACACCUUCCUCUGCCAGCACGGAGGGAUCCCGCCCAAUAAGUACCACUACAUCGACGACCUGGUGGUGAUCCUGCCCCAGAACGUGUGGGAGUACCUGUACAACAGUUUUGGAGGAGGUCCAGCAGUGAACCACCUGUACGUGUGUGCUAUCUGCCAGGUGGAGUUGGAGGCUUUGGCCAAACGCAGGAAGGUGGAAAUAGACACCUUUAUCAGGUUGAAUAAAGAGUUCCAAGCGGAGGAGGCUCCUACAGUCAUCCUGUGUAUCAGUAUGCAGUGGUUCAGAGAGUGGGAGAGCUUUGUCAAGGGCAAAGACAAUGAGCCCCCUGGUCCUAUUGACAACAGCAAGAUCGGUGUCAUGAAAGGGGGACACGUACAGCUCAAGCAAGGGGCUGACUAUGGUCAGAUCUCAGAGGAGACGUGGCAGUAUCUCCUCUGUAUCUAUAGUGGAGGGCCUGAGAUUGCAGUGAGACAGACGGUGCCGGCCACCAACACAGACAGCCUGCAUGGAGAGAGGAAGAUUGAGGCAGAGACCAGGGCACUCUGAGAAAUGGUUGUCUGUGUUUGACACCCCUGUACACUAGUCCUCACUGGAGCUGAGGUGGUUGAUUUGCACCUGGGUGAAGAGAAGCCUUAUAGGUUGUCUUCGUUUGACACCCCCGUACACUAGCUGCUGCUAUGUACCCCUGUACACUAGCCCACACUGGAGCUGAGGUGGUUGAUUUGCACCUGGGUGAAGAGAAACCUUAUUGUGAGCACUUUGUAAAAUGUAGCAACGCGCCUUAUUCUAUUACCUGUGCAGGAAGACAUAUCGGUCAAUUAUCAUCAUAGUGUAGUAGAAAAGGUGUUAUUUAUUGAACUCUUAUGAUGUUUCAGUAAGAAAAUAUACAUUAUGUGACACCAUGUCUUCAAAGCUAUUGUGGUAGUUGCAGUAGGUUGGUGACAUCAAAAUCUAAAUGGCUGCUGUACUACUGUAGUAGGUGGUGUCAUAUCGUUAAUGGUGUCCUGCACUCAGACGAGAGGCAGAGGGAGGAAGGGAAUGGCGUGCCGAGGGGCGUGACAUCAUCAGUGUUAAUUGCUACUUGACAACUCGGGUGAACUUGUACUAAUCUUUUUUUGCUGCAGGCCCCAAACAACAAACGUUCAGUGACUACACGUUUGUCACUCCGAGACGAUGGAAGACACAAAAACAGGCUGUUCAGGCUGUGUUGAAUGUUGCGAUCUUGUUGAAGUGUUCCACUCCCUUUCCGAGGAGAACUGCAACGUUGUCAGAUUGUCGUGACUCGUGGCGUCUCAUAGCAUAGUCGAUUUAUUUACGUCAUACAGAUCGAGGCUUAUUCCAUCAAUAACCCUUAGUAGUGUAAAUUUACAUACCGUAUGAACAAGCAGAUUAGGUUGUUGUCUCUCUCUCUCUCCAUUCCUUAGGAGAAUAGACUGUUCCCAGGUCUAUUUGUGCUGUCUUACCAACCCUCCGGUUUCUGCAGCCCCAGUUUAGGAUAGGAUGUCAGGCUAGGAGGAGACGAAAGAGAGGGGGAGAUCCCGUCCACCUGGAAGGGUAGGUGUGGAAGAGGUGUAAAGAGGUGUGUCGGACACCCGUCUAAAGUGAGUGUUGCUCAGAUGCCUCAUACUUCUCAGCUCAGCAAAACUCCAUUUCCCAGAAUUCACCACUCCCCCAGUUUACUAGCCUGCACCUGUCUGCACUCGUCCUUCUUGGAAAAUAUAGGAGGCAUGUAGCCUAGCUGUAAAGAGCAUUGGGCCAGUAACCGAGAAGUCUCUGGUUCGAAUCUCCGAGCUGACUAAGUGAAAAGUCUGUCAAUGUGCCCUUGAGCAAGGCACUUCCCCCUUAAUUGCUCCUGUGUGUUGCUCUGAAUAAGCGUGUCUGCUGAACGACUUAAAACGUCAAAUAUUAUAAUCCCCCUCAUCCCUCCCAAAGGUACAAUUCCCUUUACUGUGCAUGUAUACACUGCAAGCUAAAACGGAGGUUGUUUUUUGGUAGGUAGGACGAUGUUUAGUACUUUGACAAAAGAUGAUGCGAGUGGUGAUGUCAUUAUGAGCUUCCCCUGAGUUUAAUGGUUAAAUGUACAUGCGUUCAAGCUGUAGUAAUGCUAUGUAAUGGAUGCUGUCCAGUCGGUCCAAACAGUGUUUGAACCUAAAAGUAGAGGUUUGAAAAACAUCUGAGUGAUUCUGUGCUGCCGUGCUGGUAAGUGUAAGUCGCUCUGGAUAAGAGCGUCUGCUAAAUGACUUAAAUGUAAAUGUAAAUGGUAUGUCAGUGUCCAAAGAGUAAUUAUGUAGUUUUUUAAAAAGAUAAUGUAAUUUUUUCCCCCUUUUUUAAAAAUAGAUAUAUAAUAUAUAUAAUUUUUUUGUACUGUAUUUUUGUCAAUUUGGUACAGAUGUGAAACCUCCAAGAGUGUCUGUUUUCUGGCUGUCUAUCUGUGCUCAGACCUGUCUGUGGUCAGACCUGUCUGUGCUCAGACCUGUCUGUGGUCAGACCUGUCUGUGCUCAGACCUGUCUGUGCUCAGACCUGUCUGUGGUCAGACCUGUAUGUGCUCAGACCUGUCUGUGCUCAGACCUGUCUGUGGUCAGACCUGUCUGUGGUCAGACCUGUCUGUGGUCAGACCUGUCUGUGGUCAGACCUGUCUGUGGUCAGACCUGUCUGUGGUCAGACCUGUCUGUGCUCAGACACCUUCGAGUUGUUGUUGUUAUUAUAAUUAAUGUCUGCUGAUAGGUUGCUAAAGUGUUGUACAUUUGUUAUGACAGUGGACUACAGUGACGAUCCUUGUGCUGCAGUAUUAUUCCAACGUUUUUAAAAACGCUAUGUGAUACUUAUCUUCACCUCACUUCUGAAUUCCUGGUUGGUGUGUUUAUGUUGGGUUGUUUACACACACACACACACACACACACACACACACACACACACACACACACACACACACACACACACACACACACACACACACACACACACACACACACACACACACACACACACACACACACACACACACACACACACACACUCUCGCUUGCAAGAGUUUUGUUUUCACUUGUUGAUGAUUUAACAUUAAGACAUUGAAUUGAGAUAAUAGAUAAUGACUCGCCUCUGUCUUUAUCCAAAAGAAUAAUAGUAAUUAAUCAACUUGUUUUGUGUGUCUGUCAUGGUCACAGCAAUGAUGAUGCUGUUUGUCUUCGUGGUACAUCCAAACUCAGAUGGGUGUCUGUAAAACCGAUGUAAUGAUUAUAUGAUUAAAAGGCUUCUUUCA